AUGGCCAACAUUGCAUACGAAGAGGACCCUGAUUCUUUGGAGUCAUUUCUGAUAAUAUCUCCUACGGCGUUGUUUUUGGCUGCGAAAGUGGAAGAACAGCCACGGAAACUUGAACAUGUUAUUAAAGUAGCACAUGCCUGUCUUCAUCCGCAAGAGCCACAACUGGAUACAAAAAGUGAUGCAUAUCUUCAGCAAGCCCAAGAGCUGGUUAUACUUGAAACAAUAAUGCUUCAAACUUUAGGUUUUGAGAUUACCAUUGAACAUCCGCACACAGAUGUUGUGAAAUGCACGCAGUUAGUGAGAGCAAGCAAGGAUUUGGCACAGACAUCCUAUUUCAUGGCUACCAACAGUCUUCACCUUACUACAUUCUGUCUUCAGUACAAGCCUACAGUGAUAGCGUGUGUGUGCAUUCACUUGGCCUGCAAGUGGUCCAACUGGGAGAUUCCAGUAUCAACUGAUGGAAAACACUGGUGGGAAUAUGUAGAUCCUUCAGUUACUCUAGAAUUACUGGAUGAGCUAACUCAUGAGUUUCUGCAGAUACUGGAGAAAACGCCUAGCAGGCUCAAGAGAAUUAGAAAUUGGCAGGCUAAUCAGGCUGCUAAGAAACCUAAAGGUGAUGGACAGGUAUCCGAGAACUCGCUUCUUGGUUCAUCUUUGGUCCAGAAUUCCAUUUUGGUGGAUACAGUUACUGGUGUAGCUGCAAACACAAGUUUCCAAAAACCAUCAACAUCAUUUCCUGCACCAGUACCACUGACCUCAGGAAGUAUUUCUGUUCCAGACAGUCAUGCACCUGAAAAUUUGGCAAUACUUGCUACAGUAAUCCCAAGUACCUCAUACAGUUUGGCAUCACACCAGGAAUGGCCUCAACAUCAAGAACAAACAAGGACAGAACAAAUAUACUCCCAAAAACAGGAGGCGUUACCUGCUAGCCAGUACAAUAUGAACUUCCAACCAGGGACGUCUGUACAGUUGCACUCUGGAGUACAUCACAGACCUGACAAACUUGCUGAGCAUUCUACUGUCAAACAAGAAUAUUCUCAUAAGUCAGGAAAUAAACACCACGGACAAGUUGCUGCUCCUGUAAUAAUUCCUCAGAAAAUGUCUUUGGAUAAAUACAGAGAGAAGCGCAAACUAGAAACCCUUGAACUGGAUGUGAGAGAACACUACAUAGCAACCCCUGGUGAACAGCAGCAUAAAAAACACAUGCAGCCCCAGACAGCCAGCAGUUCUUCUGUUACGUCUCCUAUUAAGAUGAAAAUUCCUAUUGCAAACGCAGAGAAGCCUGAAAAACACCUGUCUGAUAAGAAGGAAAAGGGUGGCUCACUCAAACUCCGCAUACCAAUCCCACCCACAGAAAAGGGUGCCAGUAAGGAGGAGCUGAAAAUGAAAAUUAAAGUUUCUUCCUCAGAAAGGCAUAGCUCAUCGGACGAGGGCAGUGGAAAAAGUAAACACUCGAGUCCCCACAUUAGCAAAGAGCAUAAGGAAAAACACAAAGAACAUUCUUUAAAUCGCCACCACGGCAUUGGCCAUAAGCACUCCCAUCCACACGGUGGUGGUGGCAGUAGCGGCGGCAGUAAGCAUAGCACUGACGGAGUUAUACCCACUGUUUUGAGGAGUCCUGUUGGCCUGAGUAGUGAUGGCAAUUCCUCUAGUUCCGGCUCUUCAAGAAAGAAGUUGCACAUCAACGAUGCUUCUCACAACCACCACUCCAAAAUGAGCAAAAGUUCCAAAAGUUCAGGUAGUUCAUCUAGUUCUUCCUCUGUUAAGCAGUAUGUAUCCUCUCACAACUCUGUUUUUAACCUUCCCUUACCCCCUCCUCCCCCUGUCACAUACCAGGUGGGCUACGGACAUCUCAGCACCCUCGUGAAACUGGACAAGAAACCAGUGGAGAAUGGUCCUGAUGCCCAUCACCAGUACAGUACAAACAGCCAGCAUAUGGACUACAAAGAUACAUUCGACAUGCUGGAUUCGCUGUUAAGUGCCCAAGGAAUGAACACUUAGUCAACUCUUAGGUUGCUUUUCUUUACGUUUUUUAAUUUAAGAAUUGGUAGAAUGGAAAACUUCCUAAGCUAGCAGUAGCAACACCAGCUGUUGCUGCCGUGGUUUCAGUAUAUGUAAGUGCUGCUUUAUCCUUCACUCUGAAAAGAAGAGGUAUAGUAAACAAGUCUUUAUCUCCACAUACGAUAGUGUUAUAAAUACUGUAAUAGCAUGGAAGGUGCAAAAAUCUCAGUAUUUCUACAACUGCAGCUAAGAACCGUAGAAUGAACGUCAGCUUUUAGGUGUAUAGGAUGCCUCGGGCAUUGGUUAUUUAUAAUUUUGAAUACUGCAGACACAACUUUUUGUUGCAUAGCUUUUGAAUGAGUGUCAUUGUUUUCUUGUGUAUUUAUACUGUAUGUAUGAUUUGCAUGUUUCAAAGAUAAAGGGAUUAAAAACAGUAUACUGACAACUGUUUACAAGAAAGUGGAGAAAAAUGUACAUACAUUUUUGUAUGUUUAGAUAUACCAUAAAUACUCAGGAUUGGAGCUGCUUGUAAGUAUAACAAAAUACACAUAACUUUAUUUUAUCUCGCAAGAGUCCCAUCAGUUAUCCAAACAACGAUGGCACUUUGUCUCGUUUAUCUUUAAACUGUAGGCCUUAUUGGAAGCCGCUCAAAAGGGACACUUCGCUAGAGAAGGUAUCCCGUACCGUGUAGGGUCAUCGCCGGACAGUAUUACCAGAGAGGCAGGAAAUCGGGUAGGCCUCUGCUCACUCGUUAUGGCCAGACCUUGGAAAUGUCCCUAGUUUUCUGAAGGAAAAAGGAAUUAAAAUAAAAGUUUACAUAAUCUUUUCAUGUGAAGUGCAUUUAAAUGUUUAUUGGCUUGAUGCAGUAAAAUAGACACAGAGCUAUUAAUGAUUAUGUAGAUUAAUGUGACUUAACUGCAAUUCAUAGCUGUCAUUGUGGAAAAAUCAUCUUUUUUUAAAAAAAAGUCAUAAUUUAGUUUAAUAGUAAACAGGGGUCACUGUUUCCAUUACCAUUUCAGAAUAAUAACCCAUGUUCUGAAAUCCAAAAAGUGUACUUGUGUGUGAUGCCAUAUUUCUUUUGCAGGUGAAUGCAGUCUUCACAGUAAAUAAGAAUAAAACUAUUGAUAUCCCAACUUUAUAUUCCAACAAUAAAACAGUUAUCAUUGAUUCUAUGCAUUGUACUUGUCAUUAGUUACCAAAUUGAAAGACACUUGUUCUGUUUUUUUCAGCUCUGUGGGGGCUAAAAAAAAAAACACUUAAAAAAACAGUCUCACAGUUAGUUGAACCACUAGCAUCCAUUUUACCUGCCUGCCAGUAUCAGCGUGGGGGAUUGUGUGCUCUUCCCGGGGUGUUUUGCUCAUCGGAAGAAGUGACAGGUGUGAAUGUUCUCGUGUUCUCAAAGCCAAUACUA
This is a messenger RNA of Phaethon lepturus (White-tailed tropicbird), 3412 nucleotides long. It is a transcript of the gene CCNT2, whose product is annotated as cyclin T2. The coding region runs from base 1 to 2001 and encodes 666 amino acids. Gene Ontology annotation, molecular function: cyclin-dependent protein serine/threonine kinase activator activity. NCBI's taxonomy places the organism in Eukaryota, Metazoa, Chordata, Aves, Phaethontiformes, Phaethontidae. Gene Ontology annotation, cellular component: nucleus; cyclin/CDK positive transcription elongation factor complex. The record is from RefSeq and is a predicted model, not a curated record. The transcript is spliced from 8 exons. Gene Ontology annotation, biological process: regulation of transcription by RNA polymerase II; positive regulation of DNA-templated transcription, elongation.